GGGUUUCUGCCGGCUUUUGCUUGGAAGGAGAACUUGGGAUCUUUCUGGGAACCCCCCGCCCCGGCUGGAUCGGCCGAGCAAGCCUGGAAAAUGGUAAAUGAUCAUUUGGAUCAAUUACAGGCUUUUAGCUGGCUUGUCUGUCAUAAUUCAUGAUUCUGGGCUGGGAAAAAGACCAACAGCCUACGUGCCAAAAAAGGGGCAGAGUUUGAUGGAGUUGGGUGGACUUUUCUAUGCCAUUUGCCUCCACACCUAGAGGAUAAGCACUUUUGCAGACAUUCGGUGCAGGGGAGAUCAUGUUUGACUGUAUGGAUGUUCUGUCAGUGAGUCCUGGGCAAAUCCUGGAUUUCUACACUGCGAGUCCGUCUUCCUGCAUGCUCCAGGAGAAAGCUCUCAAAGCAUGCUUCAGUGGAUUGACCCAAACCGAAUGGCAGCAUCGGCACACUGCUCAAUCAAUUGAAACACAGAGCACCAGCUCUGAGGAACUUGUCCCAAGCCCUCCGUCUCCACUUCCUCCCCCUCGAGUGUACAAACCCUGUUUCGUCUGCCAGGACAAGUCAUCAGGGUACCACUAUGGGGUCAGCGCCUGUGAGGGGUGUAAGGGGUUUUUCCGCAGAAGUAUUCAGAAGAACAUGAUUUAUACAUGUCACAGAGAUAAGAACUGUGUUAUUAAUAAAGUCACCCGGAAUCGAUGCCAGUACUGUCGACUUCAGAAGUGCUUUGAAGUGGGAAUGUCCAAAGAAUCUGUCAGGAAUGACAGAAACAAGAAAAAGAAGGAGCCUUCAAAACAAGAAUGCACAGAGAGCUAUGAGAUGACAGCGGAGCUGGACGACCUCACAGAGAAGAUCCGGAAAGCGCACCAGGAGACCUUCCCCUCGCUGUGCCAGCUGGGGAAGUACACCACGAAUUCCAGUGCUGACCAUCGUGUCCGACUAGACCUGGGCCUCUGGGACAAAUUCAGUGAACUGGCUACCAAGUGCAUUAUCAAGAUUGUGGAGUUUGCUAAACGUCUGCCAGGCUUCACCAGCUUGACCAUUGCAGACCAAAUCACCCUGCUGAAGGCCGCCUGCCUGGACAUCCUGAUUCUUAGAAUUUGUACCAGGUAUACCCCAGAACAAGACACCAUGACCUUUUCAGAUGGCCUUACCCUAAAUCGAACUCAGAUGCACAAUGCUGGAUUUGGUCCUCUGACUGACCUUGUGUUCACCUUUGCCAACCAGCUCCUGCCUUUGGAAAUGGAUGACACAGAAACAGGCCUUCUCAGUGCCAUCUGCUUAAUCUGUGGAGACCGCCAGGACCUUGAGGAACCAACAAAAGUAGAUAAGCUACAAGAACCAUUGCUGGAAGCACUAAAAAUUUAUAUCAGAAAAAGACGACCCAGCAAGCCUCACAUGUUUCCAAAGAUCUUAAUGAAAAUCACAGAUCUCCGUAGCAUCAGUGCUAAAGGUGCAGAACGUGUAAUUACCUUGAAAAUGGAAAUUCCUGGAUCAAUGCCACCUCUCAUUCAGGAAAUGCUGGAGAAUUCCGAAGGACAUGAACCCUUGACCCCAAGUUCAAGUGGGAACACAGCAGAGCACAGUCCCAGCAUCUCACCCAGCUCAGUGGAAAACAGUGGGGUCAGUCAGUCACCACUGGUGCAAUAAGACAUUUUCUAGCUACUUCAGACAUUCCUCAGUACCUUCAGUUCCGGGAUUUAAAAUGCAAGAAAAAACAUUUUUACUGCUGCUUAGUUUUUGGACUGAAAAUACAUUAAAAUUCAAGGAGGACCAAGACGUUUUCAUAUGUAUCUAUCUAUCUAUAUAUAUAUAGAUAUAUAUAGAUAUAUAUACUCUUCACUGUGUAACUUACCUAGAAAUACAAACUUUUCAAAUUCUAAAAAUCAGCCAUUUCAUGCAACCAGAAACUAGUUAAAAGCUUCUGUUUUCCUAUUUGAACAUUCAAGAUUGCAUGGCAAAGACCGAGUCAAAAUGAUUUACCCCAGUUAAGUUUCUGAAGACUUUGUACAUACAGAAGUAUGGCUCUGUUCUUUCUAUACUGUAUGUUUGGUGCUUUCCUUUUGUCUUGCAUACUCAAAAUAACCAAGACACCAAGGUUAUGAAAGACUACUUUACAUGUCCACCUAAGAAAGGUUCAAAAAAAUAAUUGCUGGGCCGGCCCCCGUGGCUCACUCAGGAGAGUGCGGCACUGGGAGCACCGAGGCCGUGGGUUCGGAUCCUAAAUAGGGAUGGCUGGUGCGCUCACUGGCUGAGCGUGGUGCAGACCACACCGUGCCGAGGGUUGUGAUCCCCUUACCAGUCAGAAAAAAAAAAAAAAAAAAAUUGCUUUCAUGGAAUAAUCAAGACAUCAAUCUAAUGAAACAGGACUAUCAUACAGUAUGACAAGACUAAAGAUAUUCUAAUUUAGUUAGUAUGGAAGCUUGUCCUUGCUCUUUUUGAUGCUCUCAAACUGCCUCUUUUAUUUCAUGUUGCCCAGUAAAAGUAUACAAAUUCACUACACUAGCAGAAGAGAAUUCUGUAUCAAUGUAACUGCCAGUUCAGUUAAUCAAAAGUCAUUAUUUGUUCAAUUGUUAAUGUCACUUUAAAUUAAAAGAAGUGGUUUAUUACUUGUUUAAUGACAUAACUACACAGAAAAAAAAAAAAAAUCAAAAAAGAUACUACAUUUUUACAAAAAUUAUAGCCUCCAAGGCAGAAACACUUCUCAGUGUUAAGUUUUUGUUUACCUGUUCACAAGCCAUUAGGGAAAUUUCAUGGGAUAAGUAGCAGGCUGGUCUACCACCUGGACCAUGUAACUAACUAUAGUGUUCUUCCUGAUUCAUGCCUGAUAUUGGGAUUAUUUUCCAGCCUUCUUGAUGCCAAGGGGCUAACAUCAACUCCCAAAGUCAAGGGCAUAGAAUCUGCCUCCUUUGACCUUGUUCAAUCAAUCACUAUGAAGCAGAGUGAAAGCUGUGGUAGAGUGGUUAACAGAUACAAGUGUCAGUUUCUUAGUUCUCAUUUAAGCACUAGUGGAAUUUUUUUUGUUUUUUUUUUUAUAUAUUAGCAAGUCUGUGAUGUACUUUCACUGGCUCUGUUUGUACAUUGAGAUUGUUUAACAAUGCUUUCUAUGUUCAUAUACUGUUUACCUUUUUCCAUGGAGUCUCCUGGCAAAGAAUAAAAUAUAUUUAUUUUAAA
This is a messenger RNA of Cynocephalus volans (Philippine flying lemur), 3164 nucleotides long. It is a transcript of the gene RARB, whose product is annotated as retinoic acid receptor beta. Gene Ontology annotation, molecular function: RNA polymerase II cis-regulatory region sequence-specific DNA binding; nuclear receptor activity; zinc ion binding. Gene Ontology annotation, biological process: cellular response to corticotropin-releasing hormone stimulus; retinoic acid receptor signaling pathway; regulation of transcription by RNA polymerase II. The coding region runs from base 294 to 1640 and encodes 448 amino acids. Gene Ontology annotation, cellular component: nucleus; transcription regulator complex. NCBI's taxonomy places the organism in Eukaryota, Metazoa, Chordata, Mammalia, Dermoptera, Cynocephalidae. The transcript is spliced from 8 exons. The record is from RefSeq and is a predicted model, not a curated record.